This is a messenger RNA of Dermacentor andersoni, 650 nucleotides long. The record is from RefSeq and is a predicted model, not a curated record. NCBI's taxonomy places the organism in Eukaryota, Metazoa, Arthropoda, Arachnida, Ixodida, Ixodidae.
UCUAAGGGAAUAUGUAAUUUGUAAAGCUUGUCAUAGUUUUCGCCUUCCGCUGGAUUCUGCUUUUCAAGGUGAAUAAUCCAUCGAUAAAUAGGAGCGUUAUCAUGAGGGGUGCAUCAAAUGCGCUUCAGUGGGCUCGUGGGCUUAUGAGGUGUGCCUACUUCUCUUUGCAGGAACUGGGCACAAAACUGGCGCUCAUGUACAAUCCAGACCCAACUCAGUACGUCCCUCUGUGGUUUCUGCAGCAGCGCUAUAACUACUUCCUCUGGCUGAACGACGGUACGAGAAGCGCUGGCCAAGCUGCCACGCUUCUCGAUAAAGCUGUGAUGUUGAGUACACUAGGACGAGACGCACGCGAAGAAGUCAACGCUGGCGUCCACAGAACACGCCUGUGCGACAAGACCAAGCUGCCUUUGCAAAUCUACGAUGCUCUAAAGCUGCUGUUAACCGUCGACAAGGGUCUCGAUAAAAUUGCCUCCAAUGCUACCCACCUACGCCUUUCGGUAGACGGAAUGACAACUGCAACGCAGAUGUACCACUACCUCGGCUCCAACCUUCAUCACCUUCGAGAAGUAAAACUUUUGUUUAAAACGGUAUCUUGGCAAUUUACAAACUCAGAAUACUGGUGGCUCCAAAGAUACAAGCGGAAUUAA